AUGUCGUGGCUGCUUCAAAAGAUCGUCCACAAUGAGGCGAUGAGGACUGAUCCUAAAGAGAUUUACGGAUGGAGAGUCUAUGCGCUGGCUUGCUCGGCAUGCUUCGGUGGAAUGCUUUUCGGUAUGGACUCCGGCAUCAUUGGCGGAGUUCUCACCAUGGAUCCCUUCAAAGCCAAAUACGGCUUAACGGGUCUGAGCAAGACUGCACAGGCCAACCUGUCUGCCAACAUUGUCUCCACACUUCAGGCAGGUUGUUUCUUCGGAGCACUAAUAGCAUCUCCUGCGGCGGAUCGGUGGGGAAGAAGGUACGCCCUGCUUGGUGCAGCGGCCCUUGGAAUUCUGGGUGUCGUUAUGCAAACAGCGGCUAGUGGUCAUCUUGAGGCCAUGUAUAUCGGACGUCUCGUCACUGGCUUCGGCGUUGGCUCUGCCUCAAUGAUCAACCCCCUCUACGUCUCCGAAAACGCACCACGCGCUAUCCGUGGUGGUCUGACAGGCCUAUACCAACUCUUCAUCACAAUGGGAAUUAUGCUCGCUUUCUGGAUCAACUACGGCUGUCUGUUGCAUCUGGAUGGCUCGGCUAUGUACCUUGUUCCUCUGGCAAUGCAAGCCUUGCCUGCAGUCCUCCUAUUGUGCGGAAUGCUCUUCUGCAAUGAGUCGCCUCGCUGGUUGGCCAAGCAAGACCGGUGGGAAGAGGCGCGCGCGACUUUGUCAAAAGUCCGAGCCCUUCCUCCUGACCACCCGUACGUGGAAGAAGAGUUCCAGGCUAUUGCGGCCCAGUUGGAACAGGAGCGUGCGCUGAUCGGUGGCUCCGGUUUCUGGGAUCUGAUGAAGGAGAUGUGGUUGAUUGCGGGUAACCGCAACCGUGCUAUGAUUUCGAUCUUCUUGAUGGUUUGCCAGCAGAUGACUGGUACCAAUGCUAUCAACUACUAUUCUCCUCAGAUCUUUAAAAACUUGGGUAUCGUAGGUAACGCAACCAACCUAUUCGCAACCGGCGUCUACGGUAUCGUGAAAAUGGUCAGCUGCGGCGUUUUCCUCGUCUUCGUUGCUGACUCCCUCGGUCGUCGCCGCUCGCUUCUCUGGACAUCCAUCGCUCAGGGUAUGGCAAUGCUGUACAUCGGUCUAUACGUUCGCAUUGCCCCUCCAGUUGAGGGAGCUCCAGUCAUUCCGGCCGGCUACGUCGCCUUAGUUUGCAUUUUCCUAUUUGCAUCUUUCUUCCAGUUCGGCUGGGGUCCUGUCUGUUGGAUCUAUGUCUCUGAGAUCCCGAGUGCUCGACUCCGAUCUCUUAAUGUGGCUUUUGGUGCGGCGACCCAAUGGCUGUUUAACUUUGUCGUUGCUCGGGCUGUGCCAGUCAUGUUGACCACUGUCGGUGCGAAUGGUUAUGGUACUUACAUCAUCUUUGCAUGCUUCUGUUUCUCCAUGUUCUUUUUUGUGUGGUUCUUUAUCCCAGAGACUAAGGGACUGUCACUGGAGAAGAUGGAUGAUCUCUUCGGAGUCACUGAGUUGAUCCAGCAAAAGGCAGCUGAUCCCGAGCAUGGGAUUGUCACUGCGGAUGCGGACAAAAUCGCUGGCUCUCAUGUCGAGCACGCGGAACCU
Penicillium cataractarum is the source of this 1593-nucleotide messenger RNA. RefSeq names its product sugar porter family MFS transporter. Gene Ontology annotation, biological process: carbohydrate transport; transmembrane transport. The record is from RefSeq and is a predicted model, not a curated record. NCBI's taxonomy places the organism in Eukaryota, Fungi, Ascomycota, Eurotiomycetes, Eurotiales, Aspergillaceae. The annotation marks the transcript as partial. Gene Ontology annotation, molecular function: carbohydrate:proton symporter activity. Gene Ontology annotation, cellular component: membrane. The transcript is spliced from 8 exons.